Messenger RNA from Neltuma alba, 900 nucleotides. RefSeq names its product gamma-interferon-responsive lysosomal thiol protein-like. The coding region runs from base 387 to 767 and encodes 126 amino acids. The transcript is spliced from 4 exons. Lineage: Eukaryota; Viridiplantae; Streptophyta; Magnoliopsida; Fabales; Fabaceae. Gene Ontology annotation, molecular function: oxidoreductase activity, acting on a sulfur group of donors, disulfide as acceptor. The record is from RefSeq and is a predicted model, not a curated record.
CUUUUUACCAUUUUGAAAAUAUUCACAAGCCUUUCCUGAGAGUAGAAGGAAAGUUUAUGUUUUAAUUCUGAAGUUAGUGAUUUAGUAUUAGAAGGGCCAAAAUGAGGGGAAAAUAGGUUUUGGUGACCAAUGUGAAAAAUAAUUAUUUCAUUUAUAAAGAACCGAAGUAAGUUUUUAGUCUUUUCAUAUGUCUCCUGUUAUCAAUAAUUUUUGGCAGUUACCCAUAAUAUCUAUUUGGGUUUGAUGUGGAUGUGCAGCAUGGUCCUCUUGAGUGCUUCUACAAUACCAUAGAAGCAUGUGCUCUUCAUGUUUGGCCAUUAACACAGAGUUUCCCCUUCAUCCGCUGUGUAGAGGCUCAUUUGCAGCAGAAACGCAAGGACACAUCUAUGUGGCACCUUUGUGCUAACCAUCUCAAUUUGAAACCUGACUCUAUUCAUAAUUGUUACACUACUGCACUUGGAAAAAAGUUGAACUUGGAUAUAUAUAUUGGUUCAGAGCUCUCACCAACUGAUCCAUGCAAAACAAUGAAAAUGCAGCUGAUUCUGCACAAUGCUGAGGAAACUUUAAAACUGAAUCCUCCUCCUAAGUAUCUCCCUUGGGUGACUGUGAAUAACGAACCACUCUUCCGGGACUAUAGCAAUGUCAUAAAGUAUAUCUGCAAUGCCUACAGAGGAAACUCCAAACCCGGUGCCUGCAAAACCACCAGCUCAAUUCCAUUAUCUCCUUCACUUUGUGAUCCGCCGAAUACGAAAUUUGUGUCCCCUUAAUCCUAUCGCGUUUCAUUUUAAAAAUAAUUUGUUAGGGCACACUCAACUCUUGUUUAUUAUUCUCAUUUUGUCGUAAUGAACUGGUGAGUAAGUUUAGUUUGCUGAACACCUUUUAACCAUUACGACAGAAAAA